Nelumbo nucifera (sacred lotus) is the source of this 2030-nucleotide messenger RNA. It is a transcript of the gene ABCI8, whose product is annotated as ATP binding cassette protein 1. Gene Ontology annotation, biological process: iron-sulfur cluster assembly. The record is from RefSeq and is a predicted model, not a curated record. NCBI's taxonomy places the organism in Eukaryota, Viridiplantae, Streptophyta, Magnoliopsida, Proteales, Nelumbonaceae.
UUUCUAUUUAUUGAUUUCAUUCCAAAUUUCCAAUUUCCAACUUCUACACAACGCAGAUUCUCACUCUACGGAUGAACGGUAGCCACAUCCAUGGCGUCUCUUCUAGCCAACGGUGUUUCACACUUCUCCCCUCAGUCUCCUCCUGAAACAACGAAAGCCCUGAAAGGAUUUUCUCCUAAAUUCGAUGCUUUGAAAACCUUAAAGCCCAGGAGAAGCACUGGUUCCAAGUUCUUGAAGGUCAGGGCGGAUGUCGGUUACGAAUCUAAAACCAUCGCCCCCGAUCAAAAUCCAUCACCGGGUAAGCCCUCCCGUCCCGUUUCCGAUGAUCCAAUACAGAAAUUCCUUAAAAGGGAUUACAAAUGGGGUUUCGUUUCCAAUAUCGAAUCGUCUGCCAUCCCAAAAGGUCUCUCUGAAGAGACAAUUCGGUUGAUUUCUGCGAGGAAAAAUGAACCGGAGUGGAUGCUUGAAUAUAGGUUGAGUGCAUUCGAGAAGUUCCUUAAAAUGGAUGAGCCCAAGUGGUCGGACAAUCGAUACCCUCCUAUCGAUUUCCAGGACAUCUGUUACUACUCGGAGCCGAAGAAGAAGCCAUCGCUGAACAGCCUCGAGGAGGCUGAUCCGGAGCUUCUCAGGUAUUUCGAUAAAUUGGGUAUCCCACUGAAUGAACGGAAUCGACUGGCUAACGUCGCCGUUGAUGCAGUCCUCGACAGUGUCUCCAUUGCCACGACCCACCGGGAGACGUUAGCGGCCGCUGGUGUGAUCUUCUGUUCUAUAUCGGAGGCAAUUAGGGAGUACCCGGAUUUGGUUAGAAAGUAUUUAGGCAAAGUUGUCCCUUCUGAUGACAACUACUACGCUGCCUUGAAUUCUGCGGUAUUUAGCGAUGGGUCAUUCUGUUAUAUCCCCAAGAACACCAGGUGCCCCAUGCCGGUCUCGACCUACUUCCGGAUAAACGCAUUGGAGACUGGGCAGUUUGAGAGGACGCUUAUAGUUGCCGAUGAGGGGAGCUUCGUAGAGUAUUUGGAGGGCUGUACUGCGCCUUCUUAUGAUAGAAAUCAACUUCAUGCUGCUGUUGUCGAGCUAUACUGCAUGAACGAUGCAGAGAUAAAGUACUCCACAGUCCAAAACUGGUAUGCAGGUGACGAGGAAGGGAUUGGUGGGAUUUAUAAUUUUGUUACGAAACGGGGCCUCUGUGCUGGAGCUCGCUCGAAGAUAUCAUGGACCCAGGUGGAGACGGGGUCUGCCAUUACUUGGAAGUACCCAAGUGUUAUUUUGGAGGGAGAUGAUACAGUGGGGGAGUUCUACUCCGUAGCGUUGACAAAUAAUUACCAGCAAGCAGACACCGGGACCAAGAUGAUACACAAGGGGAAGAACACAAGAAGUAGGAUCGUCUCAAAGGGUAUAUCAGCAGGUAAUUCACAGAAUUGUUAUAGGGGGCUUGUUCAGGUGAUGUCGAAGGCAGAGAAUGCUCGAAACUCUUCACAGUGCGAUUCCAUGCUUAUUGGAGAUAAUGCCGCCGCUAACACUUAUCCUUACAUCCAGGCAAAGAAUCCCACUGCUCGCAUUGAACAUGAGGCUAGCACCUCUAAAAUUGGUGAAGAUCAACUAUUCUACUUUCAACAGAGGGGCAUUGAUCAUGAAAGAGCGAUGAGAGCAAUGAUUUCUGGUUUCUGCAAGGAUGUGUUUGACAAGCUCCCUGAUGAGUUUGGUGCUGAAGUGAAUCAGCUUAUGAGCUUGAAGCUUGAGGGAUCUGUUGGUUGAGCCACCAGUUAUGUAUCAUUCACAGUUAACACUUAUUAUACUCAAAUCAGAUCUCACUUAACCUUUCACAGAAAAUUAUACUUUAUUGUACUAGUUACUGAUAAAAAGCUCUCUUGUUGUGGUCAUCUGUAAGUAUGGGAUAUGAGUUGUUUCUAUAUGUAGCAUUCUGUUGAUUGAGCGGCUAAAAUAAGCUGUUUUCUUUUUUAAUUGCUGUUCUUAUGAUUUUUCUGUAUUUUUAUGAUAACAAAAACGCCUCGGAUACUCUUUUAUAGAAA